Carcharodon carcharias (great white shark) is the source of this 3527-nucleotide messenger RNA. Its product is annotated as integrin alpha-X-like. Gene Ontology annotation, biological process: integrin-mediated signaling pathway; cell adhesion mediated by integrin; cell-cell adhesion. Gene Ontology annotation, molecular function: integrin binding. The transcript is spliced from 30 exons. Gene Ontology annotation, cellular component: external side of plasma membrane; integrin complex. Lineage: Eukaryota; Metazoa; Chordata; Chondrichthyes; Lamniformes; Lamnidae. The coding region runs from base 334 to 3432 and encodes 1032 amino acids. The record is from RefSeq and is a predicted model, not a curated record.
UGGGUUUGCGAACGGCCAGUGAUAAUUAUCGGGAAGGAGACCGGGUUCGGACAGCGAGUGCUCCAGUUCGGCAACGGACAGGGAAAUUGGAUAAUUGUGUCUGCCCCAAAUGAUACAGGAAAUGGGGGUCUUUAUCGAUGCAGAGCGAGCAAUGAUUCCUGCAACCCCAUUGGACCGGAAGACCCUGGAAACAACAGCCUGGUAACAGUGGCGGCAUCAGGAUCACAGCUUGUGGCCUGUGCCCCCAGUGUCCCUCAGCCCUGCGCCUCCAACUUCCACCUGAGUGGACGAUGCUACCUGUUCGACAAGAACCUUCACAUCGUGGAGACAGUGAUGCCGGGAAGGGAAGAGUGUCCCAUCGUCACGACUGACGUGGUCUUCCUGUUCGAUGGCUCCAACAGUCUGAAAAAGCGAGAUUUGGAGAACAACAAGCGAUUCAUGCUGCAGAUGAUGGAAGCUGCAGACAGGAGCACGAUGAACUUUGCUGUUGUCCAGUUUUCUACGCUGCAGAAGAUUGAGAUGGACUUCAAGCAGUUUACUGAUCCAAAAACUGAUCUGAAAAAGACCAUCAAGCAGAUUAAUUUGAUGGAGAGUGUGACGAUGACAGGCACAGCCAUUAAAUUUGUCACGGAUAAGGUCUUUACAAAGGAGGCUGGAGCCAGGGAGGAUGCUACCAGACUGCUCAUUGUCAUCACCGAUGGACUCCGGUCUAAGGGCGACCACGAUCUUGGAAAAGCCAUCGAGUCUGCCAAAGAAAAAGGGAUAAUUCGUUGUGCGAUCGGGGUGGGAGACAUGUUUAAGACAGACCCCAAGGCAGCAGAGGAACUGGAAAUGAUCGCCUCGUCCCCAGACUACCUGAUCAAAGUGAAGAGUUAUGAUGAUCUUCACAAUAUCUUCGAGGGAAUGAAGGCGAAGAUUUACAACAUCGAGGGGACACAGAGCUCAUCCAAUCAAAGUGCGUUUGAGCAGGAGAUGUCACAAAGUGGAUUCAGUGCUUUGGCCACAGGGGACGCCAUUGCUUUGGGCUCUGUCGGAUCGUUUGAUUGGUCCGGGGGUGUGAUGGAGAUGAAAGGGAACAAGUGGACUUUCCUGAACGUGUCGAAGUCCCACACAGACAUGAAAAAUUCAUAUCUGGGUUAUUCUCUGGAGUCUGCGUUCCAGCUCAAUCGGACCUCUUACAUAGUGGGUGCUCCACGAUACCGGCACAAAGGCAAGGUGGUGAUAUUCCAGAUGGAUGCCAAUGGGAGCCAAUGGGAGACACGGCAGCACAUCCUUGGGGAGCAGAUUGGAUCUUACUUUGGUUCUGAGUUGUGCACUGUUGAUCUGACUGGAGACGGAGAGACUGAUUUACUCCUGAUUGGAGCCCCACUCUACCAGGGUCACAGGAUUGGUGGUAUCGUAACUGUCUGCACGCUGUCUCCUGAGGGCAAUUACUCCUGCCCCACCUCCCUGCAGGGUGAGCAGGGGAAUGGACUGGGGCGUUUCGGGAGCACCAUCGCCGCCCUCAGAGACCUGAAUGGGGAUGGUCUGGCUGACGUGGCAAUCGGAGCCCCGCUGGAGGACGGACAUCAGGGCAGCAUCUACAUCUACCAUGGCACUGAGGGGGGCAUCGCCACCCACUACAGCCAGAGAGUCCCUGGGAUCUCCGUGUCCCCCGGUCUCAGCUACUUUGGCCGCUCGGUGUCCGGAACCAUGGACAUCAGCCAGGACGGGCUGACCGAUCUCGCCGUGGGAGCGCUGGGGAAGGUGGUCAUCCUGCGGUCUAGACCAGUGAUCGAUGUGACAGCCAGUGUGACACACAGCCCAGGAGAGAUCGCCUUGUGGAACUUCGUCUGUCCUGGGAGAUCUGUGGACCUGCAGACGGCUGUCAGCAACCUGUCCAUCUGUUUCAACGUGUCUCUGGCCACAUCUACAAAUAAAGGAGACCUCCGAGCCAACUUAACGUACAAUGUUAAGCUCGAUUCGAAGAGGCUCAUGCCCAGGGUUCAAACUGAGGACCUGGCCAGGGUUUUCACCGGACACCAGACUGUCACUAAUGACACUUACUGCUUCCAGCACCCACUCCUCCUCACGGCAUGCAUUGAGGACUAUCUCUCCCCCAUCGAAAUCCACAUCAACUUCUCCUUUACACCCCUCCCUGUGGAAGGGACCAAGGAACUCCAACCCAUCUUAAAUGAACAAUGUACUAGGAUGCUGACAGAGCUGCUCCCGGUAGAGAAGAACUGUGGUGUAGAUGACAAGUGUAUCGAUAAUCUCAACAUGGUGUUCCACCUGACAGGGAGGAAGAGGAUCCUGGUUGGGAACUCCUCGCUGCUCGAAGUGACCAUCACCCUGAGGAACCUGGGAGAAGAUUCCUACCGAACAAGGCUAACUCUUCACCACCCAACUGGCCUGCAGUUUCGCAAACUCACCAACCUCCAGACAACCCAAGUGGACUGCUCUUCUGAACACAACACAACCGGGAACCUAACACGGAAAUUUUCCUGUAACAUCAGUCAUCCCAUCUUCCGGAGUGAGUCGAUGGCGAUGUUUACCGUGAAUUUUGAAAUAUUGGACCGAGCGAGCUGGGGGAGCAAGGCGGUGAUUAAAGCCAUGGCUACCAGUGACAAUGAAGAGAGCGUCGCGGGACACAAUGUCCACAUGGAGACCAUUCCUGUACAGUACGGGGUGAAGAUCAUCGUAUCUAGAGUAUCGUGCACCCGUUAUAUAAGCUUUUGGGAGAGGCUGAAGGAGCAGAGGGAUGUGAAACACACAUACAAGGUGGAAAACCUCGGAACGAGGGACACCCCAGUCAACGUGACCUUUGAACUUCACCAGGGAGUGUCCGGCGUGGUCUGGUGGGAUGUCAAGAUGCCCAUCCCGAUACAUCCGGUGAAAGGCUGGGAUUGCGUGGAGGAGGCUGUCUCGGGACCGGGUGAGGGGAGGCGGAGUGGAGAACAUCCUGAGGGCAAGACUUCCACCCGUUGGACAAGAAUCUCUUGCAACACUCCCAUCCUGGAGCGCAACACUUCUGUUGAAUUCAACCUCGUUGGGAUCGCCCAUUCGUUUGGGGAGACGGUUACUACUGAAGUUAAACUGGGGAUGGAAAGCCUGGCUCAUAUCUCAUUGGACCAGGAGACAUUUGUUGACAUCUACUCUCCCACGAGCCAUUGGGCCCAGGCUCGGACUGAGAUCGAAUUCCGGGAAUAUUACAACAGUUUGCCACUGGUGAUUGGAGGCAGCGUGGGUGGGUUCCUACUCCUGAUCCUGAUCAUCAUUGCAUUUUACAAGUGUGGGUUCUUCAACCGCAAUUUCCGGGACAAGUUAUGUGACAGUGGAGAAGAGUUGAGCAGCCCUAUUUCCACAGCAGCAGUUGAGGGCCCCAUGCCAGACAGUCAGGAAAUACCGGAAUCCAGUGACUCUCUGAAGCUAACGGACGAGCCCACAUCAUAGAUAGCAGAGACUCUGACUGCAGGAAAUAGGCUCUUUCCUCAUCUUAAUUCGAUUCCCGGUCAUCUCAUUUCCUCCUGCCUCACUCCCUCCCACCA